Plasmodium adleri (nom. inval.) is the source of this 1542-nucleotide messenger RNA. Its product is annotated as chorismate synthase. Gene Ontology annotation, molecular function: chorismate synthase activity; FMN binding. Gene Ontology annotation, cellular component: cytosol. Bases 1 to 1542 code for a protein of 513 amino acids. The record is from RefSeq and is a predicted model, not a curated record. Gene Ontology annotation, biological process: chorismate biosynthetic process; aromatic amino acid biosynthetic process. The transcript has a single exon. NCBI's taxonomy places the organism in Eukaryota, Apicomplexa, Aconoidasida, Haemosporida, Plasmodiidae.
AUGAGCACUUAUGGCACUUUAUUAAAAGUAACGUCAUAUGGUGAGAGUCACGGUAAAGCUAUUGGAUGUGUGAUAGAUGGAUUUCUUCCAAAUAUUGAAAUAAAUUUUGAUUUAAUACAAAAACAGUUAGAUAGACGAAGACCUAAUCAAUCAAAACUAACUACUAAUAGAAAUGAGAAAGAUAAACUUGUUAUACUUUCUGGAUUCGAUGAAAAUAAAACAUUAGGUACUCCUAUUACAUUUUUAAUAUACAAUGAAGAUAUUAAACAAGAACAUUAUAAUUCUUUUAUAAAUAUUCCUAGACCAGGUCAUGGAGAUUAUACUUAUUUUAUGAAAUAUCAUGUGAAAAAUAAAAGUGGAAGUAGUAGAUUUUCUGGAAGAGAAACAGCCACAAGAGUUGCUGCUGGGGCUUGUAUAGAACAAUGGCUUUAUAAAUUUUAUAAUUGUUCUAUUGUUAGUUAUGUACAUUCUGUUGGGAAUGUAAAAAUACCUGAACAAGUCAGAAAGGAAUUGGAAAAUGAAAAUCCUCCCUCAAGAGAUAUGGUAGAUUCUUAUGGAACUGUUAGAUAUAAUGAAAAGGAAAAAAUAUUUAUGGAUUGUUUUAAUAGAUUAUAUGAUAUUGAUGGUUCUAUAAUAGAAACGGAUGAAUAUAAGAAAGAUAUAUUGACUAUUCCUUCAAAGGAUAACACAUAUAUAAAUGUAAGUCUUAAUAAAUAUAAUAUAAAUCAAGUUGAUAAUAAUGAUAAAGAAUAUAUUAAUUCUGAAAAGAACGAUGAAUGGAUUUAUCUACAAACAAGAUGUCCACAUCCAUAUACGGCUGUACAAAUGUGUUCUUAUAUUUUGAAACUAAAAAAUAAAGGAGAUAGCGUUGGAGGUAUUGCUACAUGCAUUAUACAAAAUCCUCCCAUAGGUAUUGGAGAACCCAUUUUUGAUAAAAUGGAAGCCGAGCUAGCCAAAAUGAUUUUAUCUAUUCCAGCAGUGAAAGGAAUAGAAUUCGGAAGUGGAUUUAAUGGAACAUAUAUGUUUGGAUCAGAUCAUAAUGAUAUAUUCUUACCUCUAGAUAAAAUGUCUACAAAAAAAGAAAGUCAUGAAGAUGAAAAUCAAAAUAUGUCUUAUUAUUUACCAAAUAAAAAUAAUCAAGAUCAAAUAUUAAAUUCAACGAAUAAAUAUAUGUGUACUAAAAAUAAUAACAAUUUUAAUAAUACUCAUUACAAUCUCACUUCUAAUAAUAAUGAAGAAAAAUUAUUAGUUACAAAAACAAAUAAUUGUGGUGGUGUUUUAGCUGGAAUUACAACAGGAAAUAAUAUUGUAUUUAGAUCAGCAAUAAAACCUGUAUCAUCAAUACAAAUAGAAAAAGAAACAAGUGAUUUUUAUGGAAACAUAUGUAGUUUAAAAGUUCAAGGUAGACACGAUUGUUGUAUCUUACCAAGAUUACCAGCUGUUAUUGAAGCAUCCUCUUCUAUAGUUAUAGGAGAUUUAAUAUUAAGACAAAUAGCAAAGUAUGGAGAUAAAAAUUUGCCAUCAUUAGCUAGGAAUAUUUAA